Molecule: messenger RNA, 564 nt
Organism: Histoplasma capsulatum G186AR
Lineage: Eukaryota; Fungi; Ascomycota; Eurotiomycetes; Onygenales; Ajellomycetaceae
Exons: 3
Coding region: 1-564 (187 amino acids)
Source: RefSeq, a predicted model, not a curated record
AUGGCACAGCUGGCUGAGCCGGACUUCCGCAUUCGGUAUAUCCAGUCAGAGAAAUGGUUGAGAAUGAUGGUUAGCAUGUGGAAACCACGUUGUCAUCGCGGGCACGCGAGGAUCACAUUCGUGAAGUGGAGGAAUCUCUCGGCAAGAUUCACAGAACCGCAAGUCCGAUACGGUGCAGCGCCGGCCAUGGCAUCCAUGCCUAGAUGGGCAGGCGAUACCGCCGAGCUCUGCACUGGACACUGUGGACAUGGACAGCGAAUUUCAGCUCGCUUAACGGCGAGAACUUGGAAUUGUUUUCAGGGGUUUUCUGGAGACUUCGUUCUUCCUCCUAGUGUCCUGAUUCACGUGGCGCUUGUAAUCAGAGUCCUGCUGGUUAGACCCUAUGGUGUGGGGUUGGGCUACUCAGAAGAAACUCUGAGCUGUUACCUCGUAAAGAGAGGGAAGAGAAACACCUUCUCCCUUUUACAACAUCAUGGCUGGGCUGAACGAGAGCCACAACCCCUAAAUCUGAGAGGCUGGCUUCAUUGUCCCAGGAUGGACUCCAUCGUCGUCAACUCAUCCUGA